UAGAAGAGCUCCAUCAGGGUAAAUUGAAGUUAUCCUAAGGAAAAAUCGAUUGUGUAAAAUCACUGAGACUGAAGUAAAGCUGGAAAAGAAUCUACAAGUGAAUAAACCAAGAAGUUUGGAAUUGGAUUUAGGGAAUCUGGGCUUGGAAAUGCCUCAGCCCAGUGUAAGUGGAAUGGACCCUCCUUUUGGGGACGCCUUUCGGAGCCAUGUGUUUUCAGAGCAGACUCUGAUGAGCACGGAUCUCUUGGCAAGCAGUUCAGAUCCAGACUUCAUGUACGAACUGGACAGAGAAAUGGACUAUCAGCAAAGUUCCAGAGACAACUUACUUUCAAUGGAGGACUGCAAAGACCUUGAGAACUUGGAGUCUUUUACAGACAUCCUGGACAAAGAAGCUGCUCUCACCUCAAAGUGGGAGCAGUGGGACACAUACUGUGAAGAUUUAACUAAGUACACUAAAUUAACCAGCUGUGACAUCUGGGGAACAAAAGAGGUGGAUUACUUGGGCCUUGAUGACUUCUCAAGCCCAUACCAAGAUGAGGAGGUGAUAAGCAAAACACCGACACUGGCUCAGCUUAACAGUGAGGACUCCCAGCCUGUUUCUGAUUCACUCUAUUACCCUGAUUUGCUGUUUAGUGUAAAACAAAACCCUUUAAAUUCUUUCUUACCCGGCAAAAAAAUUGCAACUAGAGCAGCAGCCCCAGUCUGUUCCUCCAAGAACGUUCAGGCUGAGGCACCUUUGUCGGACUGUGUUCAGAAGGCAAGCAAACCUGCAACUCAGCCUGCUUCCAGUACACAAAUCAUGGUGAAGACCAAUGUGUACAAUAAUGAAAAGGUGAACAUUCAUGUGGAAUGUAAAGACUAUGUUAAAAAGGCAAAAGUAAAGAUCAAUCCUUUACCACAGAGCAGACCAGUGCUGAGUCAGACACAUGCUGAUGCAGCAAAGGAAAACACCUGCUAUUGUGGUGCUGUAGCAAAGAGACAAGAAAGAAAAGGCAUCGAGUCCCCACACAGUCACAGUACACCUCCUGUUCUGCCUUUUAAAGAGACUCAAGAACUGCUUCUUGGUCCACCCCAGGAAACCCCAGGGCUUGUUGUGGGGGAGAGCAGUCUUUCUGCCAGCACAUCAGCAUCAGAUUCUUCACAGAAGAAAGAAGAGCACAACUAUUCUCUUUUUGUAACAGACAGUUUGGGUGAACAGUCUGCCAAAGGGGAGCCUGAGGAAGACGAGGAUGAUGAGGAUGAUGUUGAAGAUGAGGACCAUGAUGAAGGAUUUGGCAGUGAGCAUGAGCUGUCUGAAAAUGAUGAUGAGGAAGAAGAUUUUGAGGAUGAUAAAGAUGAUGACAUCAGCGAUACUUUCUCAGAACCAGCAGUAACACUUAGUGAGUCUUCAAAGGAUACUGACUUCCUCUCUUCUGCAUGUAGAAAUGGAGCCUUAACAACAGAAAUAAGAACUAACCUUCACCUAGAAGGGUAUGAAAAUGAUUCUGUGGAGGAUUUAAAAGAAAUGACUGCAAUAUCCUCUCGGAAGAGGGGCAAGCGAAGAUACUUCUGGGAGUACAGCGAGCAGCUAACACCAUCACAACAGGAAAGAAUGCUGAGGCCAUCUGAGUGGAAUCGAGAUACGUUACCAAGUAACAUGUAUCAAAAGAAUGGUCUUCAUCAUGGCAAAUAUGCCGCAAAGAAGUCCCGGAGGACUGAUGUAGAAGAUCUGACUCCCAAUCCCAGAAAACUUCUCCAGAUUGGUAAUGAACUGAGGAAGCUGAAUAAGGUGAUCAGUGACCUGACACCAGUCAGUGAACUUCCCCUAACUGCCAGACCAAGGUCAAGAAAAGAAAAGAACAAGCUGGCUUCCAGGGCUUGUAGACUAAAAAAGAAAGCCCAGUAUGAAGCCAAUAAAGUAAAACUCUGGGGUCUCAACACGGAAUAUGAUAAUUUACUGUUCGUGAUCAACUCCAUUAAACAAGAAAUUGUUAAUCGGGUGCAGGUACCUAAAGAUGACAGAGGAGUCAACAUGGAACAGAAGUUGAACAUACUUAUUAAAGACACUCUUGGACUACCUGUAGCUGGACAGACAUCAGAAUUUGUGAAUCAGGUUUUAGAGAAGACUGCAGAAGGAGACCCCACCGGUGGCCUUGUAGGGCUACGAAUACCAAUGUCAAAAGUUUAAGAUGUGACUUCAGCUGUUCUCAACAGCCAGCUUCUACCUGUGUUGUCAAGUACUUCAUUGUAAAUUGCGUUCUGGUCUGCAUGUCAGUUUAGCGUUAUGUAAACACUUAUGAUUAGGUUCCAUUUGUUUUUUAAAUAACAAUGUAGUAAAAAGAAAUCAAAGCAUGAUAUAAAAUGCUUAAUAGCAUUUUUGGACCAUAAACCAGAUAGUUUUCAAAGCUGCUUUAAGCUUAAAUACAGAGAUGAAGAUUCUUUCUAAAAUUAAGUUGUCUAGGACCAGAAUAUGUCACGUUUGUUUUAGAAGCAAAAACAUGGGUUUGCUAGUAAAAAACUUUUUAGCAUAUGCCAGACAUUGUGACAGGUUUAUGCUCCCAAGUAAAAUGAGAGGAAGCUGCUUUUUUUUUCUGGCUAAAGCUAUCAAUUUGAGGAGUUUUUUCGUUUUGUU
Indicator indicator is the source of this 2611-nucleotide messenger RNA. It is a transcript of the gene CREBRF, whose product is annotated as CREB3 regulatory factor. The record is from RefSeq and is a predicted model, not a curated record. Gene Ontology annotation, molecular function: DNA-binding transcription factor activity, RNA polymerase II-specific; RNA polymerase II transcription regulatory region sequence-specific DNA binding. The coding region runs from base 149 to 2167 and encodes 672 amino acids. Gene Ontology annotation, cellular component: nucleus. NCBI's taxonomy places the organism in Eukaryota, Metazoa, Chordata, Aves, Piciformes, Indicatoridae. The transcript has 9 exons. Gene Ontology annotation, biological process: response to unfolded protein; regulation of transcription by RNA polymerase II.